AAACUCGGAACGUGUUUCACUUCUAUACAUACAAUCAUUCAUACUGCAACCCUCUCUACGCGCACAGCCCAUUUUCUCCUAUUCUACUACCUGCGCAAUGGAUCGCAGCUUAGAUGACAUUGUUUCUGAGCGCCAUCAGAACAAAGACUCUCGAGGACCAAGACGCGGUGGCCGUCGCAACGAUAGAACUGAAUAUCCUCGAGAUGGCAUAAGAAAGUCGAUACGAGACGAACCUAGAGAUCUUGAUUCUGAAUGGGUACACGACAAAUACAACGAUAAUACAUCGAGCAAUGCCGGACGCCCAAGACGAUACUCCCCAGACCGCGAGAGAGCAUACGCACCAGCAAGCUCGAAAUUACGUGUCGACAACGUGCACUACGACCUGACGGAAAGCGAUCUCGAUGGCCUUUUCAAUCGCAUUGGCCCGGUUGCGAAAUUGGAGCUCGUUUACGAUCGUGCAGGCCGAUCCGAGGGCAUUGCUUACGUGACCUAUGAGUCCGCUCGUGAUGCUAGCGCCGCAGUUCGAGAGUAUGAUGGCGCAAAUGCGAAUGGUCAACCCAUCCGUCUGGUAGCAGUGCCAUCUGGACCUGGUGGUGGCGGCAGACGUAACCCGUUCGACAGCGCCGUACUCCCUCCUCGUUCGUUGGCAGACCGUAUCACCAGAGCGGCAGGCUCGCGCGAUCGCUCUUAUUCGCCAGUCCGCCACUCUGAUGUCAGCGGCCCUCCUCCACCAAAUGUCGACAGAUAUGUCCCUGGACGAGACCGUUCGUCUCGCAGCCCGAUGACACGCCGUCGUGAUGGCCGCCCACCCGGAGCCAGAAGGGAAAGGGGGGACCGUUCUGACAGAGGAGACAGCCGCCGUGAGGCCGGUGGGAGGUCAGCACGUCGUCCUAAGAAGACCCAGGAGGAGCUCGAUGCUGAGAUGGAAGACUACUGGGGAGGCGGAGCGAAGGAGAAUGGUGCUGACAAGCCAUCUGGGGCUGCUGCGCCGGCUGCUUCUGCCAACACCACGGGAGAUAUUGAAAUGGCAGAAUAGAUGCUUGGUAGCUGUGAAUCCUGGUCGGUGUGUUGGUUGUUAUCACUCCAGGUUAUGCUGAGUUCGUUUCUACUCGGGGGUUUGUCCGGUAGUCAUAGGUAGCUCGUGGGUUUGAAUUAGGUUGCAAAUAAGUGUAGUGUAGAAUGGCAUUAAAGUUGUUAAUCAAGAU
Pseudogymnoascus destructans is the source of this 1205-nucleotide messenger RNA. RefSeq lists its product as uncharacterized. The coding region runs from base 98 to 1036 and encodes 312 amino acids. Gene Ontology annotation, cellular component: nucleus. Gene Ontology annotation, biological process: mRNA export from nucleus. The record is from RefSeq and is a predicted model, not a curated record. Gene Ontology annotation, molecular function: mRNA binding. The transcript is spliced from 8 exons. Lineage: Eukaryota; Fungi; Ascomycota; Leotiomycetes; Thelebolales; Thelebolaceae.